AUGGGACAUUUAAGGGAGCUUAAUUUACGUGAAAGUGGUAUUAAAGAACUCCCGGACAGCAUAGGGUAUUUGGAAUAUUAUCUUGAAAUUCUUGACCUCACAUAUUGCUUAAAAUUUGAGAAAUUUCCAGAGAUUAGAGGGAAUAUGAAAUGUUUGAAGAAACUUUCUUUACGUGAGACUGCUAUUAAGGAACUGCCAGAUAGCAUUGGGUCCUUGACAUCUCUCGAAAUUCUUUCUGUUACUGAAUGUCUAAAGUUUGAGAAAUUUUCAGAUAUAUUUACCAAUAUGAGACUUCUAAGGGAGCUUGAUUUAUCUCAGAGUGGUAUUAUGGAACUCCCUGAUAGCAUUGGAUAUUUAGAAUCUCUGAUAAGUCUUGACCUCUCAGAGUGCUCAAACUUUCAAAAAUUCCCUGAGAUCCAAGGAAACAUGAAAUGCUUAAAGAGACUUUCUUUAGAGAAGACUGCUAUUAAGGAAUUCCCAAACAGUAUUAGGCGCUUUGAGGCCCUUGAAACUCUUUUACUCGGUGGUUGCUCAAAUUUUGAGAAGUUGCUUGAGAUCCAGAAAAGUUCAAUAGGUCAUCUCACCCAAUUUCAUCGAUUAAAUUCGGAAAACUGUAGAAACUUGAGGAGUCCUUCAAAUAGUAUCUGUGGGUUGAAAUCCCUCAAACACCUCUCUCUUAAUGGUUGUUCAAAUGUAGAAACUUUUUGGGAGAUCACAGAGGAAAUGGAACAUUUAGAAUGCCUUUAUUUGAGUGAAAUGGCUAUAACAGAGCUGCCAUCAUCAAUUGAACAUCUAAGACGUCUUUGGAAAUUGGAAUUGUACAAAUGUGAGAAGCUUGUGAGUCUUCCCAGCAACAUUGGUAAUUUGACACGUCUUGAAAGUCUUUCUGUUCGUAAUUGUUCAAAGCUCCACAACUUGCCUGACAACUUGAGAAGCCUGCAAUGUUGCUUAAGAAGCCUAGAUCUAGGUGGUUGCAAUAUGAUGGAAGGAGAAAUCCCCGGCGAUUUAUGGUGCUUAUCCUUACUGCUAACUUUAGAUCAAUGCAAUAUUAUCAUUCCAGGAAGUAGUGGAAUACCAGAGUGGACCGCAUCAGAUUUCCCAUCUCUGCCUGAAGAGAGUUCAGAUGAAGAAGAUGAAGUGCAUGAAGUAGAUGAGCAUAUUAACCUGACCAAGGAGUUGGAGGAUGUGCAUUUAGGAGAGAAAGGCUCUCCCCACACGGUAGACAACUCGGUCUUGGGCUUGGAUGAGGGUGUUGAAGUUAGAAUGCCAAGUGAUGAGUUUGAGAGAAGUUCAGGAAAUGAAGAAAGCACAUUUAUGCUAUCGAAGGUUUCUCUUGGUACUGUAGAGGAACAAGGUGCUUUUGGUGGGAUACAUGAAGGACAAAGCCCUCAACUUACUGAUGGCUCUCCUCAAGUGAGCAUUGAUGGCUCUGGCAGGAGGGAUGAAGACGCAGGAAAGGCAAUCCAAGAUUUAGUUAUACAGCCGGUUAAUGGUCCUCAUACCUCGGUGCAUCUAAUGUUUUGA
Molecule: messenger RNA, 1524 nt
Organism: Vitis riparia (riverbank grape)
Lineage: Eukaryota; Viridiplantae; Streptophyta; Magnoliopsida; Vitales; Vitaceae
Product: disease resistance protein RPV1-like
Exons: 4
Coding region: 1-1524 (507 amino acids)
Molecular function (GO): protein binding
Source: RefSeq, a predicted model, not a curated record